Molecule: messenger RNA, 2411 nt
Organism: Ictalurus punctatus (channel catfish)
Lineage: Eukaryota; Metazoa; Chordata; Actinopteri; Siluriformes; Ictaluridae
Gene: foxi2
Product: forkhead box I2
Exons: 2
Coding region: 162-1316 (384 amino acids)
Biological process (GO): cell differentiation; anatomical structure morphogenesis; regulation of transcription by RNA polymerase II
Molecular function (GO): RNA polymerase II cis-regulatory region sequence-specific DNA binding; DNA-binding transcription factor activity, RNA polymerase II-specific
Source: RefSeq, a predicted model, not a curated record
GGCGCACGGCACCCUUAUAAAUGCCUACAAAUCUCCAGCAGUUCAUCCAAACCACUUGCUGCUGUCGGGUGUCGCGUGUUUACAAAGGAAAGCGGUGAGAGCAGCGCGCGCUUGGUCUGACACAGACAGCUGUGGGAUUUUAUCCAGUGCUGGGACAGGACAUGAUGAACUCCGUGGACGCGCAGCUCCACCACAGUUCUGCCCCCGCCGCGAGUCCUCUCCAGCCCAAGAGCGCGCACGACGCGCCAGAGAUGGCUGUGUACUGCGACAACUUCGUUUAUCACCAGCAGAGUGUAGCGAGCGCGCAAAGGCCAGCUGGGUACGGCCUUGGCGAGUACGCGUCUACACCAAACCCUUACCUAUGGCUCAACGGACCCGGAGUCAAUUCCUCUCCAUCAUACUUACACGGAAACAACAGCCCGUCGUUCAUCGCACCGUCUUACGGCUCCCAGAGGCAGUACCUCGCCAACUCGCCCGGGUUCGCGGGUCCUGACCUCGGCUGGCUCUCCAUCGCAAGUCAGGAGGAGCUGCUGAAGCUCGUGCGCCCACCUUACUCCUACUCUGCGCUCAUCGCCAUGGCCAUCCAAAACGCGCACGAGAAAAAGCUUACAUUGAGCCAAAUCUACCAGUACGUGGCGGACAAUUUCCCGUUUUAUAAGAAGAGCAAAGCGGGCUGGCAGAACUCCAUCAGGCACAACCUCUCCCUGAACGACUGCUUUAAGAAAGUUCCGCGCGACGAGGAUGAUCCAGGAAAAGGAAACUAUUGGACUUUGGACCCCAACUGUGAAAAAAUGUUUGACAACGGAAACUUCCGCCGAAAAAGAAAGCGCAGGUCAGAAGCGGGCACCGGGAUUCCCGGUGGUACCAAAGCCGAGGAUGGCAGGCAUAUUGCAGGUGUGAAGUCCUCUGAGAGCGCGCACCUGGGCGGGGGCGUGUCUCCGGAAAUAGACACAGAAGCCAAUGAGAGCCACCGAAGCGCGUCUCCAACGGCUCCUGCGUCAGCACCUUGCUUCAACAGCUUCUUCAGCACCAUGUCCGGAAUGAGCUCGGCCCCGGGUCCGGCCGUUAGACAGGGCUCCCUGGGGCUAAUCAGCGAGCUGUCCAGUCGGAACAUAAGCGCUCUAAGCCCGUAUCACGGCGCGUCUGCGACCGACGCUGCGCCGCACGGGGAGCAAAACGACCACACCGUGCACCCGAACCGGCCCACGUAUUCAAGCGCGUUCGGUGGCGCUCAAAAUGCGCAGUACAACGGCCACUUCUACAACAGCUUCAGCGUGAACAGUCUCAUAUACCCCAGAGAGGGCACGGAGUUAUAAUUACGGAACGUCCUCAGUGUGGCUUAGGACAGCUUUGUCUGAUCUUUUUUUAAAGACAUUUUCACAGUUUAACCUUGAAAUUAAAAUAUCUAAUAGUAAAAAAAAAAAAAAAACUACAUAACAAAAUACACGGUACUGAAUCAAGCUUUACUGUGUUUAUUGCGUCCACCGAGACUUGUAUAAACACCAUAGGCCUAAGAGUUAUUUCAGUAGGCCUAUAGUAGGUAUUAAAUUAACACUUCAAAAAGUAACUCAACGCUAGAAGUGGUAAUUUAACACUGGACAUGGUGACACUGGGGAUUUCGCUGUGUAGCAGGGUGUAAGCUUAGCUCAGCUUGUGCAACAGACAAAUGAAAGUAUGCAUUCAUGGUCAGCUGUGUGCAUCUUGGAUUUACCUCCCUUCAGGAUUUUUAGUCCAAACAUAUUUUUUUGUUGUUCAUAUUCUAGUUUAGAUAACUUACACUUUUGACACACACUUUAUUAUGGAGCAAUCCUAAUUCAUUUUGUGGUUUAUUAAUGGUUGGUUGUAUUUCUGAGGAAACUUGCGAUACAGCCUAAACAAUUCUAAAUGCAACAUUGUAAUUGGUGGGAAAUGCAAAUGUAUCCACCUUAAACAUUAGUGCUCUCAGCUGUACCAGCCUUUCUCUCAAGCUUUAUCUCUGUCUCUUUACCACUGUGUUUUAAUGUGUAUUUUUUGUAAAUUAUAUAGUUAUUUUAAAAUAUAUAUUUAAAUUAAAUUAUGUAUUUUUGUAGUCUGUUUCAGAGGACAAAGAUAUAUUUCGUAUUUGGAUUAUAAAUUAUGAAGACAAAAGCAAAAGUGCCACUCAGCUAAUCUUCAGGAUCAUUUGGAAUGUUUGUCCACACUUAAACGUAAAAUAACUGGACAUUUCCCCUGUUUUUAUGAACAUGCAGAUAUUUCCCCUGUUUUUAAGAAAAUUACAAUCUGAAUUUUUUUUUAUCCUUAAAUCUCUUGUAUGAUAUUAUUAUGUUUAUGUUUGUAUUAUUAUGUAUUAUUAUUUAUGUGUUCUCUGACCUUUUGUACUUUUUAUAAAUAUAGUUGGAAAAAAAAUCUAAAUUUAUAAAAUGUAAUUCCUA